This is a messenger RNA of Exophiala xenobiotica, 2172 nucleotides long. RefSeq lists its product as uncharacterized. The transcript is spliced from 4 exons. The coding region runs from base 263 to 1930 and encodes 555 amino acids. The record is from RefSeq and is a predicted model, not a curated record. Lineage: Eukaryota; Fungi; Ascomycota; Eurotiomycetes; Chaetothyriales; Herpotrichiellaceae.
CUCCAAUUGCCCGUCAACGUCGACCUUCCAAUUGACUUUGAGCACAUCAAUUGGAUAUUCCUCAAUCCUUCUCAAGCUAUCAAUAAACCCCGUCGAUACUGCGCGGAAAGACAUUGCCAUUACAUGGUCGUGCUUCAAGAGUGUCCAGAUUUGGCUGAAUAAUUCACACGGGGGGGAUAGACCAUCGGAUCAGCCAGUCCUGUUUGGAUGGGGCGGAGAAAAUCUUUGUCGGUUGGAUAGAAGAAAGAGGAAGAGUCACAAGAUGGCAGGCACUACAUCUCCUGGUGCGGUAGAAACAAGUAAUGCCUAUCUAUCGUCGCCCGAUACUCCUUCAACCGUUUUCCCCGAGCGAUUGAUUCGACCUCUUCCCAAGAGAUCCCUCAAGUCUCGCUUGUCCCAAGAAGCCGCCGACGCCAUCACAUAUCCUCCCACCCUACCCUCGACGAGUCUACCCACAUACUCUCAUUAUGGUGAGAACGGAGAAUAUCCAAACGACAGCAAGGUCCUAGUCCACCAUCAUAGUGACGGGUAUGAUCACGACCACGACCACGACCACGACCAUGACCAUGACCAUGACCAUGAUUCGGACAGUCAUGACCAUGACUGUCCACAUCACCACCAUCAUUGUCACCAUGACGAUUAUGAUGAUGAUCUGGACGACCUUGAUAGCAUGGUACCCGUGUCUCAUUACAUAUCUUCGUCUCCGACAAGUGGCCGUCAUCCUAGAUAUACCAAGGGCGGUCUUUCUGGACCCGAUGGAUAUGAAGCAUUUGAAAACACAAACAAUAAAAAGAAACGAAAAAUACCUACAUCAGGCAAUUUGAAUCUACAUCACUCAACCCUGACGAGAGAAUUUGCGCAUAUGGGUAUCAACAAUGACGGUUCUGCUGAGGAUGCUCAUUACCUUGCGAAAGGUGCAGGCGUCAAUCCAGGCCUCGGUGUACAAGGUGCUGGUAGGGGGCGUAAUGGAAGGAAACUACCAGGCCGGAAUCCUCUUGGUGUUUCGGUGAACGGCUCAAAUGUUCGCACUGCACCUUCGAAGUAUGACCAGAAUAUGAGCACCAAUGCUAAAGCCGAAGAUUCAAAGGAUCAAGGAAUUAUUUCUGCAGCAAUAGCAAAUGCCACGGCGUUGUUGAGAAAGCCACUCAGUAAAGGUCAGGAGAAUGUGGGUGUUCUCGAUCAGGAGGCCAAGCAAGCACAUUCGAACUCUCAGUUCACGUUUACCUGCGAGACUGAAGCCAAAGGGGUGACCUUUCCAGAACAGAGCCUGUAUUCUCCGGGAUAUCAUCAGCGCAGUGUAGCGCCGCCGCCUCAGUCGACCACCAACCCGAAAGCCCCACAGAGGACACAUACCAGUGCGGCCACUCCUAACGCUCAUCAAGCACAGGCCGCGGCCCCAAAUGCUACAAAUGCCAAUGCUCAAGGGCAGAAACAUCGAAGAAGGAGAGGGGACGUGUAUGUGCUGGCUGCCCGGCAGAGGAGACUUCAACAAGAGUACAAUAAUCUCCAGCAUCCUCCAGCGCCCGAGGAUAUCUGGAUAUGCGAGUUUUGUGAAUAUGAGAGCAUAUUCGGAGAGCCACCGCACGCUCUUAUUCGCCAGUACGAGAUCAAGGAUCGAAAGGAACGACGCCGACUGGCCGAAAAGAGACGUUUGUUGGAAAAGGCCAAACUCAAGGGCAGGAAGGGACACAGGAAACUGAAGAAAACCUCAGCACCUCAACAAGCAACGCCGCCGGAAGAACCUCUUCCAGAGUUUGGAGACAACCAUCUGGACAGACUUGUGGAUGAUGGCUUAGAAGAUGCCUACGAUGACCCAGUGCCAGCGGCAGCGCCACCUCCAACAGCGUCCAACAACCAAGUACGAGCAGGAGACACGAAUGUAAAUACCGAUAAGGCUGGUGGAACAGGAGACGGUGGGGGAAUACGAUGACGAUGGGCCGGUUUGAGGCUUUGUCCGUUUCCUCACGUUUCUGGAUCGUUUCUCUCAUCGGCAUUGGUUGCAUUGGACAUCCGUUUGGUUUUUCUUUUGUGUUGUUGGAUUAGUUUCUUUUCUUUCAUAGCCCACCUUACCAGCCCCGAUUAGCAUAGCCUGCACAUACUCCCCUCUCUCCCAAACAAUACCGCUGUCAAGAUAAAACCAGGUCAAGCUCCACUACGUAUGCACAGUGAUGG